Messenger RNA from Schistosoma haematobium, 1623 nucleotides. RefSeq lists its product as uncharacterized. Bases 54 to 800 code for a protein of 248 amino acids. Lineage: Eukaryota; Metazoa; Platyhelminthes; Trematoda; Strigeidida; Schistosomatidae. The transcript has 8 exons. The record is from RefSeq and is a predicted model, not a curated record.
AAAAAAAGAUUCUACGAUUUUGAAGAUACAUUCAGUAAAAUAAAAAAAUAGAAAUGUCAGAUGAACAAACCUCUAUUUGUAACACUGAUGAAAUAGUGAUUUGUCCUAAUAAAGUAGAAAGAAACCAUGAUCAACACUAUCCAAUAAAAGAUGAUUCUAUACAAUCAGAAGAAAUAAUAGUAAAUAAUAGUGAACUAGAUAAACAAGAAGAGAAUCAAAAUGAAGCUGUUGUAGUUAAAGAAAAUGAUCAGUGUAAAACAGAUGUUACUUCAUCAAUGGAAAUAUUGAAAAGUCGAGAAAAUGAAGGUGACGAUGAAGCAGAAGAGGAAGAAGAAGAAAAAGACAAAAAUACAAAAUUAAAAGAAAUUUCAGACAAAGAAGAUGGUUCAGAAAAACCAUCAACUUUUGAAAUCAUUGACAAAAAUCUAGAACAAUCUGAAACAACCGAGAAUUCAUCAGGCGAGAAAGACAAAGAACACAAGAAAAAAGUCAAUCUAGUCAAAUGGUUAAAGAAAAAUGUACAUAUUCAUUUACCAAAGCAUCACUCCUUUAAAAAGGAAAAGCCCGUUAUGGAAUAUAAGACUGAAUGUAUCAAUUCAAAUGAAGAAUCAAUGUCUGAUAAACAAAUUAAUCAUAAUUCAUCUGAAGAAGUAAAAACUAUUGAACAUACUGAGAAUGAGCAAAAUGUAACAACUGAAGAGACACAUGAAACUACCGAAUUAUUACAAUCCACAAUUAAGAAUACAACAGCAGACCAUUCCUUAGUCACAUCUACAACAAUAAACAAUGCACAAUUAUAGUUGACUUAUUUCUUUGUAUGUGUGUAGUUAAUUUGUCAGUUUUUCAAUCUGUUAAAAAACAUGUAAUAAUUUUUCUUUCUCUGUCUUUUAUGUAACUUUAUUUUUCUUAAUCUUGAUUAUCUAUAUAUAAACUUCUUAUGAAAAUACAAAUAUUUAUGGUGUGAAUAUUCUCUGUAUGUUUAUGUUCAGUUGUAUAUAUAUUCAUUCGUAUAUGAAGGUUCAUUAAUAAGAAGUCGUUAAUUAUUCAUUAUUUUGCAUGUAAGUUGAGUCUCUAUUCACUUUAAUAUAGUUUGUUUUUGUUUUUUUUAAAAAAUAGUUUCUAUACAAAACGAGUAACUAAUAAUUCGUGAAAAUCAAUGUGAAUACUAACUCAGCUUACUGAUGAGUAGUAUUAAACAAUAUGAAAUUUUUAUUCUCAACUAAAAGAUAUUUAACAUAAGAAUAAGUAAAGAAUCAAGUUAAUAUGGUUUAUAUUCAGUUAAAUUUCUUAGUAUCUUCAAUGAAGGUUGAAUAAGGUAUUGAAUAUAAAUGAUCACUGUUAGUGAUUGUAUUCAUUUCGCAGUUAAAUUACAUUAACGUAUAUAUUAUUUGCUGUUUUUUUAUUUAUAAAAUUAAUAUUACAUGCAUGUGUUGACAAGCAAUACAUGCAACAUUUGCAGUGGCUUAUUAAGAGUGUGUAUUUUUUCAAGUACGUUAGUCUUUUUCUAAUCUUUGGUGUGAAGUGAUACUUGUUGUACAUGAUAUGUUCACUUAGAUCCUAACGAUGAUCUACUACUACAUACUAUAUUAUGAAAAGUAAUUUGAAGUGAGUAAAAGUAAUUCA